Molecule: messenger RNA, 2303 nt
Organism: Lotus japonicus
Lineage: Eukaryota; Viridiplantae; Streptophyta; Magnoliopsida; Fabales; Fabaceae
Product: sucrose transport protein SUC3
Exons: 14
Coding region: 150-1970 (606 amino acids)
Cellular component (GO): membrane
Molecular function (GO): sucrose:proton symporter activity
Source: RefSeq, a predicted model, not a curated record
CACCCAUACUGGUAAACGAAGCAGAUCUCGCUCGCUGCAACCAUGGUAGUUCUACUUUUACUCUCCCUCUCCCUUUCUUCUUUUUGACCUGCCCAAUUGUUGUGCGAUCCAUCUGUCGAUCCACGAUUGCAUAUUCAUUUUCGGAAACUAUGGCAGAGAAGUCUGACUCAUUCUCGAUCCGCGUUCCCUACAAGAACCUCAGGAACGAUUCUUCUUCCGCGGAGGUGGAGCUCGUCGGCGUUGACGAACCUGGCCAUCGGAUCGACCUCAAUUCGCCUCGUUCCGACCACUUACCACCGUCGAAGAACAACGCUUCCCUGACGAGACUGGUUCUCAGCUGCACCGUCGCCGCUGGUGUUCAGUUCGGAUGGGCCUUGCAGCUCUCUCUUCUCACACCCUAUAUUCAGACUUUGGGAAUAGGACAUGCGUUUGCUUCAUUUAUUUGGCUCUGUGGCCCAAUUACAGGUCUUGUGGUCCAACCCUGUGUUGGCAUUUGGAGUGAUAAGUGCACUUCAAAGUUUGGCAGAAGACGUCCAUUCAUUCUUGCAGGAUCUCUUAUGAUCUCCUUGGCUGUGGUAUUAAUCGGGUUUUCUGCAGACAUCGGAUAUAUAUUAGGGGAUACAAAUGAGCAUUGCAGAACUUUCAAAGGGACCAGAACUAGGGCUGCUCUUGUAUUUAUUCUUGGAUUUUGGAUGCUGGACCUUGCCAACAACACAGUGCAGGGUCCAGCUCGAGCACUUUUGGCUGAUCUGUCAGGUCCUGAUCAACGCAAUGUAGCAAAUGCUGUAUUUUGCGCAUGGAUGGCUGUGGGAAACAUCCUAGGAUAUUCGUCUGGUUCUAGUGGAAAGUGGAACAAAUGGUUCCCUUUCCUGACAAAUAGAGCUUGCUGUGAAGCCUGUGGCAAUCUUAAGGCAGCAUUUCUUGUUGCCGUGGUGUUUCUGACGUUAUGCACACUUGUAACCCUAUAUUUUGCUGAUGAAGUUCCACUUACUUCUGUGAAUCAACACCAGCAGUUAUCAGAUUCUGCUCCUUUAUUGGAUGAACAACAAAACGGAAAUGAUUUUUCAAACUCGAAGCCUUUAUCGGCUAGAAAUGAAUCAAAUGGUAUGGUAAGCAGGGAUCACGUUGAGAAAGAUGUAGAGCUGAAGCAUGAUAAUUUCAACGCUGGGGAAGAUCAUAGUGAGAUUUUAAUGGAUGGGCCUGGAGCUGUAUUAGUUAACUUGUUGACCAGUUUAAGACAUUUGCCACCUGCUAUGCAUUCAGUGCUGAUUGUAAUGGCUCUCACUUGGUUAUCAUGGUUUCCCUUCUUUCUGUUUGAUACGGAUUGGAUGGGAAGGGAAGUUUAUCAUGGAGAUCCAAAAGGGAGCUCUUCUGAAGUAAAUCUCUUUGAUCGAGGUGUUAGAGAAGGUGCAUUUGGUUUGCUAUUGAAUUCUGUCGUCCUUGGCAUCAGCUCUUUUUUAAUUGAACCAAUGUGUAAGUGGAUGGGUGCGAGAUUAGUAUGGGCAGUGAGCAAUUUUAUUGUCUUUGUUUGCAUGGCUGCUACUGCCCUUAUUAGUUUCAUUUCUGUCCGAGAUUAUGCCGGAGGGAUAGAACAUGUGAUUGGAGCAAGUGAAGAAAUCAAGGUUGCUUCCUUGGUUGUAUUUGUUCUUCUUGGUUUUCCUCUUGCAAUUACAUAUAGUGUUCCCUUUGCUGUCACAGCGGAGCUGACUGCUGAUUCAGGUGGUGGCCAAGGAUUGGCUACUGGAGUUCUGAAUCUUGCAAUUGUUGUUCCACAGGUAGUUUAUUUUUCUCAAAUAUUGCUGUCACUCCUUUCUUCAAGAGUAGCUUCUUUUCAAGAUGAUUAUAUCCCUUGGUUCUGGUCCAUGGGAUGCUCUGUUCGGUGGUGGCAAUGUUCCUGCCUUUGUUUUGGCCUCCGUCUGUGCUCUUGUGGGUGGUGUUGUUGCAACUCUCAAACUGCCAAAUCUGAGUAGCAGUUCCUUCAAGUCCUCAGGAUUUCAUUUUGGCUAGCGCUUGUGAAAUAAUUUUAACUUGUACAUGGUCUCAGAAAUUGGCAUAACAUGAAGGGUAUGGAGAGCUGGCAUGCUGAUUGCUUUAUGCUCCUUUUCAAUCAACAGAAGGCGCAUCCGAUAUUCAGAUUCAUUCAUUCUUCGCCCACAUAGUGGGUGUCUGUAUUCUAUGUAAUGUUAAACUCACUGCACAAUAGAAGAGCGCUUAGGUGCAUAUAGUAACACGUUUUUAUUUUGUUCAAAAUAGUAACACAUUUAGAAUAGGAUAAAGAAGGAAAAAUAAAACUUUUGAUUAGA